Molecule: messenger RNA, 480 nt
Organism: Apiotrichum porosum
Lineage: Eukaryota; Fungi; Basidiomycota; Tremellomycetes; Trichosporonales; Trichosporonaceae
Exons: 2
Coding region: 1-480 (159 amino acids)
Source: RefSeq, a predicted model, not a curated record
AUGCCUCGCGACACGAAGGAACGCUCCAAAUCCAGAAUCGAUACUAAACCAUACGGCAAGCGCCCCGUUUCGCCACCCAUCACUCCCACCAAGGCCGUCCUGGAUAUCGGCUCAUACCGUCAGGAUCCUGGCAGCCCGCUGUCGUCAGCCCCCGGCGAGAUCAAGCCUGAUAUUAACAGCGCUGGUCCCACCUUUGAUGCUGCUUCCAACGGCAAGGGAAAGAGCAAGUCACCUUCAAAGUCACCUUCCAAGGACACCAAGCCCAAGACGCCUACCAGCAAGAACCCCAGCCGCCCCUGGUCCGCCGACGAGCUCGAGCUCCUCCUCAACCUCGUUCUCGAGACGCCGCCAGGCAUCAAGACGUUUGAAGGCCGCGUUCCCGGUCGCACUGGCUACCAGGCAGUGCAGACUUGGAGGAACACGGUAGUGCCAUACCUCCACAAGGCGCUUCGUGAGAAGGGAGUGAAGGGCCGCAAGUGA